Molecule: messenger RNA, 2336 nt
Organism: Osmerus eperlanus (European smelt)
Lineage: Eukaryota; Metazoa; Chordata; Actinopteri; Osmeriformes; Osmeridae
Product: granulocyte-macrophage colony-stimulating factor receptor subunit alpha-like
Exons: 10
Coding region: 194-1369 (391 amino acids)
Molecular function (GO): protein binding
Source: RefSeq, a predicted model, not a curated record
CACUGUCACUCGUCUGCCAGAGUUUGUCAUGGUUGGUUUUGUUUAGUUAUCGACAAAGAAGUAGGCUACCAGGUUUUUUGUGCCGGUACUUCAGUUGGCUAAAUCCUUUUGACUUGUGACUUUAUGAUAACCUGGAACUUUAUGAUAACCUGGAAUUCUGAAGGACAUACACGCGUUUAGGGAACGCAGGGACAUGCUUUUCGAUUAUUUUGGAAUUGUUGGGAUUCUAUUAUGUUUCAUUUUAUUUUCGGAAUCCGUAACAGACAAAGUUCCGCUCCCUGCACCGACCAACCUGUCGAUACGCUGGCACGAUGAGUUCUGUCUGACGCUGUCAUGGCAGGCGCCUCAGGAAGACUUGGGCAAAUGCAAAGUGAAGUAUUAUAUACAAAUUGACGAGGGAAAAUACCUAAUUAAUCAAACAAAUCGUAUAUCGUGCCAUUUCACCGAGAAGACGGUGAAGUACACUGUGCAAACCGAGCCCAUAGAUUGUGGAGACAGAGACCGGAGUGAACCUGUGACCAAAAUUAUCCCUCAACACACAGAGCAUAUUAAGGAAUUCAGCUGUUACCUCUACUCAACCAAGGACAUGAAUUGUUUCUGGCUGACAUCCAAUCAUGUUUCAGACCUCCAACUCUUAUAUAGGGGGGUGGACAAAGACCAUUCAGCAGCAUGUACAGAGGAAAAAGAUACCCAUUUAGCAGCAUGUACAGAGUAUCUCUACAGGAAUGGUGUGAAGACAGGAUGUCACCUACAUGACAAUCAAGUGUCCAACGUGAAUGACGUAUAUUUCUUGCUCAAUGGUACAUUCGAUGGCUCACCUUUUCAGAAUACCUUCAAGAGGACUCCCAGCAAACUUGUCAAGCCCCCACCCCCCACACUCAACAUAAAACAAGAGUGGAAAAAGCUUGUCCUUGAUUGGGCACCACCAGACAUAUUUAAGCCUCACUGCUGGAAGUACAAAUUGAAUUACAUCAAAUGUGGGGAGACUUCCUCUGUCACGAGUCAAACAAAUUCAGCCAGCAUACCAUAUGACUUAAUGUGCCAGUACAAGAUCCAGCUUGAAACUACAAUAAACUCAGAUUGUGGGGAAGGCAGCAUCGUAAGAGGCCCAUUCGAAGUUUAUGGUCAGGAUAAUCAUAACAUGAUAGUGGUGGCCAUCAUUGUUCCAAUCAUCAUCUUCGUUUCUGUCAUCAUUGCACUUGUGUGUUUAAGGAAGCAUAAAACCAUUAUUUUCCCUGACAUUCCCAAACCUCAGCUAAUAUUCAAGGACAUAACGAAUAACAAUAAGGAGCCAAAGAACCCCAUAGAGAAGCUGUAUGUUCCAGUACCAGAGGAGGUGUAUAUUCCAGUGCCAGAGAACAUGAAAUGAAAUUCACCUAGAGACCAACCCUCUACCUACCUACCCAGCCAGACUAGGCACACAAACCUUACAUGUAUGGUUUGCUUGGUCUGAGAGAACAGUCAGACAUGCGACUAAUGCCGGGAUUCUAAUUUGACAACUCAUCGUGAAAGGCAGCGUUCGAGGAUUGUGGUGAUGCCAGUCUCACUCAGCAAGGCAUUAAAUUAUGGCACUGAUCUGACAUGGUGACCAUCAUGAAAUACUCAAUUACUGUGUUACAUCCUGGCAUAACCCAACCUCAGCGACGACAGGGAUACUUGUGGAUGGGCUACAGCCCAGUGUUCAGUUAAGGGAUCCACCUUAAAAGUAGGGAAUGGAAAUGAUUUAUUAAGUAUUAUUAUUGCCCGUGUUCCUCUUGAGGCUUAUUGCUGUAGGAGAUGGCAGCUUUCAGACAACAACAAGUGUGCCGUAUUCUUGUGUGUAGAUCGUAAGAAGGGUUUGUUGAGAGGUAGAAAUUGACUCAAUGGCCUCUCUCCCAGUGAAUGUGUGGAAGGUAAAACGUACAAGUGUCCAGCUGGUAACACAGUAUGAACCACUCAAGAAGGCUCAUGUUGCCAAUCUGAAGAACGACUAAGAGAUGGUUUUGGCAACAGACCCUGAAUGCUACUUCGCCUAUUUGGACAUUGUAACGGUCUCAACACUUGAUGACUACAACCCUUUCUUUGCUACUGCUAUACUUCAUUUUGUACAUGUUUUUAAAGGCUCAUCAAUUUAGUACAAAUUUGGGGGAAAUUUAAUAAGUUGAUGUACUUUACAGUAGACUACAACCCUUUGAACAGUCAAAUGUUGCAUAUUCUGUUGUAAAUAUCUUUCUUUGCAGAAUGUUGUGUACCGUAUUUUCCGGACUAUAAGUCACACUUUUUGUAUUAGUUGCCUGGUCCUGCGACUUAUAGUCAGGUGCGACUUAUAUGUCAAAAUAUAUAUAAUUUAACAUGUU